AUGACGAAUUCUGCACCAAAAUUGAACAACAAAGUAGAGCGGCAUGGUUCACCAAAUGUUGGUGUCGAGCGACACCACCGCUCUAGUGCAAUCAAAUCGUCAACGUUCUUCCAUAAUGGUGGAAGAUCUUACAGCAGAAAUUCUACUGGUCGAUUGAGCUGCAGCCCUCAUUAUUCGUCCAAAAGUACAAGAAAUUCACUGUUACGGUAUGAUUAUAGUCCUCGGGGUAGUCCAACAAACAGCUUUUACGCGGGUGCAAAGUUUUCUGAACCACCAUCUCCUGCGAGCCUUCCUAAACCACCGAGCCAUUGGACUACGAGACUGAUGUCCAGUUGUCAGCAAGUAGACAGGAGUUGCGAUAUUUCAAAUCAUCUGAAGAUGAUAUUAAACGUCCAAGCUUGA
Megalopta genalis is the source of this 402-nucleotide messenger RNA. Lineage: Eukaryota; Metazoa; Arthropoda; Insecta; Hymenoptera; Halictidae. The record is from RefSeq and is a predicted model, not a curated record.